AUGGACUCCAAGACUCAACACUCGCAAUUCCACGGGGCGCGAACGCUUCGGCAAAUGGGCCUCAAUAGGAGAACCUGUACCCUCAUCCUGCGGUCCUGGUACGCGUCUCCGACAGCUGGCGUCCCAGACGGUCUCCUGAGAGAGGUACUAAUCUUCAUCGCUCAGUUAAACGAGUACGAGGACGACAUGCCCCCCCGUCCUGUUUUUGACGGCUCGACAGGUAAAAAGGGGCCCCCGCGAUCUCAGUGGGAUAGCAUAUUCGCUGAAGUCUUAACACUCAGGACCCGAGCCAUCCUCCGAGAGAUCGGCGUCUACGAUGCGCCUGACUGGGUAGAAGCCAAGUAUAUCGUAGGCAGGAUGCUCCGGAGAAACUGGGCCACUUUCACUGGGCUCAAGGACGCUGAUGAUCUGGAAAUGACAAUUCCGAGAGGCAUUCUGUAUCGCUGCAUAAGAUCUAUAUUUUUAUGGCGGGAACGGACGUUGGCUGCCUACGAGAGAAUUAUCCAGAGCCUCCGUGCGAAGAAGAGAGAUUUUGUACGUACGGAGGCAACUAAAAAGGAUGGUUAGCACUAUGUGCUAUCGUGGACGUAACCGAUGGAAAGCAGCCCCUGGUAGACUGUUUGCUUUCUUCUCCUUUCUUUUUCUUAUUUUUCUUCUUAUUUUUCUUCUUGUUCUUGUUCUUGUAUUUGUUUUAGAACUAUUUGCUUUUUUUGUCGAC
Molecule: messenger RNA, 718 nt
Organism: Xylaria bambusicola
Lineage: Eukaryota; Fungi; Ascomycota; Sordariomycetes; Xylariales; Xylariaceae
Exons: 1
Coding region: 1-567 (188 amino acids)
Source: RefSeq, a predicted model, not a curated record